Messenger RNA from Glycine soja, 2845 nucleotides. Its product is annotated as probable receptor-like serine/threonine-protein kinase At5g57670. Lineage: Eukaryota; Viridiplantae; Streptophyta; Magnoliopsida; Fabales; Fabaceae. Gene Ontology annotation, molecular function: protein kinase activity; ATP binding. The record is from RefSeq and is a predicted model, not a curated record. The transcript is spliced from 10 exons. The coding region runs from base 265 to 2472 and encodes 735 amino acids. Gene Ontology annotation, biological process: protein phosphorylation.
CACAACACUAUAAUUUUUCUCUCAAUUUCUUUCUGCACUCAAAUUGGUGGCCUUACUUUUUCCACUUACACUCACUCACGCACGAGCUUCAAAACCAAAAUCAAAACCAAAACCAAACACUUCCAAAAACCAAAACCAAACUCUCUUCCAACCUCCAAACUUUUAUGCCAUUCAUGACUCAGAACAUCAUAGAAGAAGAACUACUACUCACGAACCGCGACCACCACCGACAAUAAAAGGACAACAACGUUAAAGUGUUAAAGCAUGAAAAUGCUGCCAUCUGCCACCGCCGGAGAUGCCGGACACGGCAGUGCCGGUGACCGCAUCGUGGUGGUGGGCAUGAAGAUGGACUCCCACAGCACCGAGUUGCUCACUUGGGCUCUGUUCAAAGUGGCUCAACCCGGUGAUGUUGUGCUUGCUCUUCAUGUUCUCGGGAAUGAUGAAAUUGUGAAUCGAGAAGGGAAAUCCUCUUUGUUUUCACUUGUCAAAGCAUUUGACUCUAUCCUUGCUGUUUAUGAAGGGUUCUGCAAUUUGAAGCAGGUGGAUCUCAAGUUCAAAAUAUGCCGGGGUUCAUCAGUGACGAGAAUUUUGGUUCGAGAAGCAAAUGCUUAUUCUGCAACACACAUCAUAGUUGGAAGUUCUCAAGGUCUUCAUAUAACUCGGCCAUGCAUAUCUGUGGCAAGGUACUGUGCUAAGAAGUUACCAAAGGAUUGUUGGGUUUUUGCUGUUGAUAACGGGAAAAUCGUGUUCAAGAGAGAAGGGUCAGCCGCAACUCGUUCAGACUUAAAAGGACUUGAUCGGGAUCACAAAACCGGGUUGCUCGGUUCGAUUCACAGGACAAUCAGCAAGAGUUCAAAAGUGCUAGAUGAUGAUGGCACGGGGAUGCACGAAAAGGGUAGUGGUGAAUAUUCAGAUCACAGUUUGGCCAAGGCUUUUCUGGAUUCUAAAGAAUUCAUUGAGAAGAAGAGGUGCUCUACUAGUGCUUCAGAAGAAGAAGAAUCUUGUGCUGAUGCUUGUGAUGAGAUGAACCCAUUGGCAAUAGUGCCUGUGCAGACCAAUGAUGCUGCUUCUAAACCGGGUUGGCCCCUGCUUCGUAAGACAAUUGUAUCUGACAGGAAAUGUUCUCAAAGAUCGCUCUUGUGCCAGAUCUCGGUGGUACAAUGGGCAAUGCAGUUACCCUCUAGAGAUCUUUCAUAUGCUGCACAUCAAGACCAUAAAACAAACAAUUGUGGCCCAAAUAAGGAUCAGUUUCUGGCCCUUGAUAGCAAGAGUGGUGCUCUUGUUCCGGUGGAUGCUGAAAUAGGGACUGCUCCUUCGACUGAACACAAUUCAAGAAGCAUUCCUAAGGAAUUGGAGGGCCUUCAUGAGAAAUACUCAUCCACUUGCAGAUUGUUCAAGUACCAAGAACUUGUAUUGGCAACAUCAAAUUUUUUGCCAGAAAAUUUGAUUGGGAAAGGAGGAAGUAGUCAGGUUUAUAGAGGUUGCCUUCCUGAUGGCAAGGAACUUGCUGUUAAGAUCUUAAAGCCAUCUGAUGAUGUUUUGAAGGAGUUUGUUCUAGAAAUAGAAAUUAUCACUACCUUAAAUCACAAAAGCUUAAUUUCCCUCCUUGGAUUUUGCUUUGAGGAUGGCAAUCUUCUUUUGGUUUAUGAUUUCUUAUCAAGAGGAAGCCUUGAAGAGAAUCUCCAUGGUAAUAAGAAAAAUCCACUUAUGUUUGGUUGGACUGAGAGAUAUAAGGUGGCAAUAGGUGUUGCUGAGGCUUUGGAGUAUCUGCAUAAUAAUGAUGGCCAAUCUGUGAUCCAUCGCGAUGUGAAAUCAUCAAAUGUUUUGUUAUCUGAGGAUUUUGAGCCCCAGCUCUCUGACUUUGGACUUGCUAAAUGGGCGUCGACCACUUCAUCACAUAUAAUCUGCACCGAUGUUGCUGGAACCUUUGGUUACAUGGCUCCUGAAUACUUCAUGUACGGUAAAGUAAAUGACAAGAUUGAUGUCUAUGCAUUUGGUGUAGUGCUUCUUGAGCUUCUUUCUGGAAGAAAGCCCAUAAGUGGUGAUUAUCCCAAAGGUCAAGAGAGCCUUGUCAUGUGGGCAAGUCCAAUUCUAAAUAGUGGAAAGGUGUUACAAUUGUUAGAUCCUAGUUUGGGUGAUAACUAUAAUCAUGAAGAGAUGGAAAGGAUGGUCUUGGCAGCCACACUUUGUACCAGACGUGCUCCAAGAGCUAGGCCUCAAAUGAGCCUUAUCUCUAAGCUCCUUGGAGGUGAUCCUGAUGUGAUCAAGUGGGCAAGACUAGAAGUUAAUGCUUUGGAAGCACCAGAAAUGCUUGAUGAUGAAGCUUGUCCACCUUCCAAUUUGCAGUCUCAUCUCAACCUUGCACUGCUUGACGUGGAGGACGACUCGCUCUCCAUGUGCAGUGUCGAGCAAAACGUCUCGUUGGAGGACUACUUGAGAGGCCGGUGGAGCCGCUCAUCAAGCUUUGAUUAAGCAAACUACUGCAAAUUGAUAGAAGAAGAAGGAUUGUGUUUUUUAAAAUCUAAAUCCUUUUGUAAAUAAUUUUGCUGUGUUGCAUGUGCUGUGAAAGUUUUUAUAAAUGGGUUUAGGAUGAGAGGUUGUUUGUGUGUGCCCUCCUCCUUCCCUUGCUUGCCAAGGAAAUUAUGCCUUGUAAUUUUUAAGGCUAGUUACCCUUUGUCUUUCUACUUUAUUUGGUGCUAGUUUCAACCCUUAAUCUCAAUUUGAUCGAGUGUAAUAUGUUCUGGUGCGAAGAAUGAACAAUGAAAAAGUUGUAUCUUAAAACUACAUAAUGAGUACUGUUCUCAUGCAUUUUAUCAAAGUUAAUGGCAAUUUCUUCUUUGCUUUU